GCCGCCAGACGCGCUUCCUCUGCCCGCGCUGCCGCCUCCUGGCUCACCGCUGUUCGCUGGGCCCCGCGCCGCCCCACGCCCGGGAGCAAGUCGGUCAGGAAGGCCCCGCUGCCGCCAUGGCUUUUAAAGACACUGGCAAAGCACCUGUGGAACAAGAGGUAGCGAUUCAUCGCAUUAGGAUCACUUUGACAAGUCGCAAUGUAAAAUCACUUGAGAAGGUCUGUGCUGACUUGAUCAGAGGUGCUAAGGAAAAAAACCUGAAGGUGAAAGGACCUGUUCGCAUGCCCACCAAGACUCUGCGAAUCACUACCAGGAAGACGCCUUGUGGUGAAGGUUCCAAGACCUGGGAUCGUUUCCAAAUGCGUAUCCAUAAGCGGCUCAUUGACUUACACAGCCCUUCUGAGAUCGUGAAGCAAAUCACUUCCAUCAGCAUCGAGCCCGGUGUGGAGGUUGAAGUUACUAUUGCUGAUGCCUAAAUGAUGGUCGUGGUUGAAUAAAGUUGAUUUACAAGUUUU
Messenger RNA from Apus apus (common swift), 515 nucleotides. It is a transcript of the gene RPS20, whose product is annotated as ribosomal protein S20. The transcript is spliced from 4 exons. Lineage: Eukaryota; Metazoa; Chordata; Aves; Apodiformes; Apodidae. Gene Ontology annotation, cellular component: ribosome; cytosolic small ribosomal subunit. Gene Ontology annotation, biological process: translation. The coding region runs from base 117 to 476 and encodes 119 amino acids. The record is from RefSeq and is a predicted model, not a curated record. Gene Ontology annotation, molecular function: structural constituent of ribosome; RNA binding.